CAGCAAAAUUUAUUUUACUUUUUUCCCAAGAAAAACUUUGAAGCUCUACAUUUUCAUCGAUUCUCAAUUUCUCACCGUUUCUAAACCCUCGAUUGGUAAAAUCUAGCAAACAAACAACAGAAAAGAAGUGGGAAUUAUAAUGAUUCAGUUGAAGAUGGAGAGAUUCUUCAAAUUCAUGGUGUUCUCUUUCUUUCUUCUUUGUUCGUUAUCUCUCUGUAAUGCGAUUGCUUCAAGAUCUUCUUCUUCUUCAUCAUCAACCACAAGGCACACCAACAAUUGGGCUGUCUUGGUCUGCACUUCUCGCUUCUGGUUUAAUUAUCGGCAUAUGGCCAAUACCUUAUCUUUAUACAGGACAGUAAAAAGGCUAGGAAUACCUGAUGAGAGGAUAAUUCUUAUGUUGGCUGAUGAUAUGGCUUGCAAUGCCCGGAACAAAUACCCUGCCCAAGUCUUCAACAAUGAGAACCACAGACUGAACUUGUAUGGAGAUAAUGUUGAGGUAGAUUAUCGAGGUUAUGAAGUGACAGUUGAAAACUUUUUGCGAGUUUUAACAGGGCGUCAUAAAACUGCAGUUCCAAGGUCAAAACGGCUUCUAAGCGAUGAAGGAAGCCACAUACUUCUAUACAUGACAGGACAUGGGGGAGAUGAAUUUUUAAAAUUUCAGGACUCAGAGGAGCUUCAAAGUCACGAUUUAGCCGAUGCAGUGAAACAAAUGAAGGAAAAGCGUAGAUUCAAGGAGCUGUUGAUAAUGGUUGACACUUGCCAAGCUGCUACUCUCUUUUCUCAGCUUCAAUCUCCUGGUGUUUUGACUAUUGGAAGUAGCAUGAAAGGAGAAAACUCUUACUCACAUCACUUGGACUCUGAUGUUGGUGUCUCUGUUGUGGAUCGCUUCACAUUUUAUACCCUUGCUUUCUUUGAAAGGCUAAAUAUAUACGAUAAUGCUCCAUUGAGCAGUCUUUUCGGUUCAUAUAAUCCAAGUAUGUUGAUGUCAACAGCAUACUAUCGAACAGAUCUAUACCAACGACAAUUGCAGGAGGUUCCUGUCACAAACUUCUUUGGUUCAGUCAUGGAAACUAUUCACACUGAUUCGUCUUAUAGAGCCCUCUCAGGCAGAGAGUCCCGCAAGGAUAAAAUCAAAAUGCCGUUUGAUCCAUCAGCCAGCCUGCAUGACCAGAGAACAUCUUUAAAUUCAAAUGGCCAGCAAGAAAUUAAUGGCUCAAACAAAAAGGAUCAAGAGGUUGCUUGUCCUUUUACACGCAUGAUGGCUACAUUUCAUGACAAGAUGGAAAAAAUUGAAGAUGUUGACACCUUGGUCAACUACGGAUUUAUAUUAAUGCUGCCAUUGGUGGCAGUUUCCACUUGGCUAUCACGGUGAAGAACUUUAUCGGUCCUUUUAAAAAUUUCCAGGAACUAAACAACCUCUGAAAGGCACGGGUUACGAGCAAAUUUAUUUAAUCAGAGGAAACUACCAAUCAGUGAGCCUGGGUCAUCAUGGUAGCUGUUGAAAGUCUUGAUGGGACAGAGAACUGAAUCAGUGAUGCACAUUACCCUCAAUCUGCGCUUGCCGAGCAUUUCAAGAAAUGUCUGGGAUCCUACCUAGCAGUCAUUAAUAGCUUCAUUUUUUUUUUUUUUUUUUUA
Messenger RNA from Camellia sinensis, 1635 nucleotides. The record is from RefSeq and is a predicted model, not a curated record. NCBI's taxonomy places the organism in Eukaryota, Viridiplantae, Streptophyta, Magnoliopsida, Ericales, Theaceae.